UGUUCAACAUGGCGGAGAAAAACACCGAAGAUAGUGAUACAAAAGAAAUGCCAACUUUAGCUCUUGAUUUGAACAAACAGAAAGAAUUUGAAGACAAAGUAAAAAAAAUCAAAGCCACGGCUGAUGAGUUGACACCUGGUGUUAUCUACCUUGGUCACAUUCCACAUGGCUUCUAUGAGGAUCAAAUAAGACAGUUUUUCUCACAGUUUGGCACAGUGAAUAAAGUCAGAUUAUCAAGAAGUAGAAAGACUGCAAAAUCAAAAGGAUACGCCUUUGUAGAGUUCGCCUGUGAUGAAGUAGCCAAAAUUGCAGCUGAAACUAUGAACAACUACAUGAUGUUUGGAAGAUUACUGAAAUGUAGUGUUAUUCCAAAGGAUAGAGUUCAUCCAAUGCUUUGGAAAGGAUCAGACAGGAAGUUUAAAUCUAUACCUUGGCAGAAAAGUGAAGUAAAAAAGCAGAAUAAGAAAAAGAGUAAAGAGGGACAAGAAACACAAUUGAGAAAUAUUCUCAAGAAAGAACGAAGGAAGAGAAGGAAGAUGAAAGAUCUUGGGAUUGACUAUGACUUUCCAGGAUAUGCUAAAGAAAUAAAGACAAAACUACCAAAAUAUACAACAUUCAAUGAUGAGGAUAGUGAAAACCAAGAGUGAACUCUAGUGUGAGAUUACCAGGAGUUAAUCUUCUAGAAUCUAGUAUCAGUAUGCAUAUUCUCCCCACUGUUUUCUUUACAUUGGCUGUGGUGAUGACAAGGAGAAUUUGUUGGACAAUCAGGAGUGUCUUGAAUUGGUGAUCAAUUCCUUUUUUCUGAUGACUGUUGCAUGUGAUUUAAGGAGGGUAAUGUAAGAAGAAUUUGGAAGCCAGACCCUCUUUGGGUUUAAAGGGAUAAUCAAUGUGUAUCCACAGGAAAAUAAGCUCUUGAGAAUUCUUCAACAUGUUGGGCAUGCCCCAUCCUUACCAUCAGUAUUGUGAUUAUCUCUUACCCAGGUUAAAAAUGGGCUGAGGUUGUUUUAAUUCUCUUUCUUUUUACCAUCUCCACCCCCCCUUUUUUUUUUUGUUUCUCAUUUCCAACAAAAACAACAACAACAGCAACAACAACAACAACAACGAUGAGGAUUUCUAUAAUGCCAUAUCCUAUUGGCUCACGGGGCUUUACAACACUUUGCAGGGGACUUUGGCCAUACUGCAGUUGAGCAGUUUGAUGAAGUAGCCUUGUAUUUCAUUCCACCUAUAAGGGGUUGGAUUAAAUGGUGAAAAAUUAUCAAAAGGAGAAUUGAUAUAAAUAAUAAAUAUUACACUUGCAAGA
Stylophora pistillata is the source of this 1300-nucleotide messenger RNA. Its product is annotated as MKI67 FHA domain-interacting nucleolar phosphoprotein-like. The record is from RefSeq and is a predicted model, not a curated record. NCBI's taxonomy places the organism in Eukaryota, Metazoa, Cnidaria, Anthozoa, Scleractinia, Pocilloporidae. Gene Ontology annotation, molecular function: RNA binding.